Rotaria sordida is the source of this 969-nucleotide messenger RNA. The record is from the annotation of a GenBank genome assembly. Lineage: Eukaryota; Metazoa; Rotifera; Eurotatoria; Philodinida; Philodinidae.
AUGAGUAUUCAAACUAAUGUUGUCGGUCCAUUGCCUCCACAAACAGGAUCAGAUCCAUAUGGAGCAUUAAAACAUUUUGAUAUUCUUAAAACACUUGGUAAUGGACAUUUUUCUGUUGUCUAUUCUGGUCGAAAUCGUUUUAGUGGUGUUUAUGUUGCUUUAAAAAAAGUUGAAUUAAGCCGAAUGGCUGAUGCUAAAGCAAUUGAAGAUUGUAAACGUGAAAUAAGUUUACUUCAACAAUUGAAUCAUCCAAAUAUAAUUAAAUAUAUUUCACAUUUUAUUGAAGAAAAUGAUUUGUAUAUUGUUUUGGAAUUAGCAAGUGCAGGUGAUUUAGCUAAAAUGAUAAAACAUUUUCUUCGAUCAAAUAAAUUAAUGCCUGAAAAAACAAUAUGGAAAUUUUUUAGUCAAAUUUGUAGUGGUUUAGAACAUAUGCAUUCAAAAAGAAUUAUGCAUAGAGAUAUUAAACCAGCAAAUAUUUUUAUAAGUGCUGAAGGGAUUGUUCGACUUGGUGAUCUCGGAUUAGGUCGUUUUUUUGGUUCAAAAACAACAUCAGCACAUUCAAUGGUUGGUACACCAUAUUACAUGUCACCUGAACGUAUUCAUGAACAUGAUCUUGGUUAUGAUUUUCGGUCUGAUAUUUGGUCUCUUGGUUGUAUUUUAUAUGAAAUGGCAGCACUUCGUUCUCCAUUUUAUGGAGAAAAUUUAAAUCUCAUAUUAUUACGUCAAAAAAUUGAAGCACUCGAUUAUAAACCAUUACCAACUAAUUUUUAUUCAUCUGAAUUACGUCUUUUAAUAUCAAAAUGUCUUGUAUUAGAUCCUGAAAAACGACCAGAUAUAAUUGAAGUCAAUCGUAUUGCUCAAAUGAUGUAUUCAAGAUUUACUAAUCCAAAUAAUAAUAAUACUCCAACACCAACAUCAUCUCGUAAUGAUUCAGCUUCUGGAAAUGUUACACCGGUUAAUAAUCGAUAA